Molecule: messenger RNA, 3817 nt
Organism: Oncorhynchus tshawytscha (Chinook salmon)
Lineage: Eukaryota; Metazoa; Chordata; Actinopteri; Salmoniformes; Salmonidae
Product: hepatic leukemia factor-like
Exons: 4
Coding region: 237-1151 (304 amino acids)
Biological process (GO): regulation of transcription by RNA polymerase II
Cellular component (GO): nucleus
Molecular function (GO): RNA polymerase II cis-regulatory region sequence-specific DNA binding; DNA-binding transcription factor activity, RNA polymerase II-specific
Source: RefSeq, a predicted model, not a curated record
UGGGUGAACAGGACUAGGCUAUCUCUGCCUUCUACUGUAGACUACAGAGCUAUUGGAAUAGCAGGUGUCACUGGAACCAGCUUUUCCCACUGGGUUUUAUAUCGGCAGUUGUUGAGGUCGAAAUCGACCUGUGAUUUCGAUUUAUUUUUUUCGAUACAGUUGAACGUUUUGGAUUUUGUAUUAGCCCACCAGGACCAGGUUAAGUGAUUUGUUUUUGACAGCUGAAGGGAGGCGAGAUGGAUAAAAUAGUGUCCAGACAUCUCCCGGGGAAUCCAAGGUUUCUACCUAUGUCGAAUCACUGGGUAUUGAAGUCUCUACUGGAGAACCCCAUGAAACUACCCCUCCUCCUCCAACAACAUGAACAACAACAUGAAGGAUUUGAGAAGGAGCAAGAGAAGGAGAAGAAGUUGGAUGAGGAGAGGAGUGCCCCCCAGUCAGCCUUCCUGGGGCCCACGCUGUGGAACAAGACUCUCCCCUACGAUGGAGACAACUUCCAGCUGGAGUACAUGGAUCUGGACGAGUUCCUGUCGGAAAACGGCCUCCCCUCUGAACUCGCCGUCUCCACCCACCCCAACCAGUACCAAUCACAGUCCCAGCACCAGACGUCAAUCAUGUCACAAGCCUUGCCCCCGGUGAUUGACCUUAGCAACCAUGCCAGCGCAUCAACGUCGGUACACACAAGCAUGGGCGCACAGAACUGUCUCCCUAGCCUCGCCAGAGCAGCCCUGCCGUCCAGAAACACUCCCAGCCCCAUCGACCCAGAGUCCAUCCAGGUGCCAGUGAGCUAUGUGCCUGACCCUGCUGACUUGGUUUUGUCCAGCGUACCGGGACAGGAGAUGUUCGACCCCCGCAAACGCAAGUUCGCCCCCGAGGAGCUCAAACCACAGCCCAUGUUCAAGAAGGCCCGCAAGGUGUUAUUGCCAGAUGACUUGAAGGAUGACAGGUAUUGGGUGAGGCGUAAGAAGAACAACGUGGCUGCCAAGAGGUCACGUGACGCCCGUCGACUCAAAGAGAACCAGAUCGCCAUUCGAGCCGGUUUCCUGGAGAAGGAGAACUCCGCCCUGAAAAUGGAGGUGGCCGAUCUGAGAAGAGAGCUUGGGCGCACAAAGAACAUUGUGGCCGAGUACCAGGCCACACAGGGGCCUCUGUAAUGGGACUGAGACAGAAUACACUCACAAACAUGGAGAAUACACACACACACACACGCACACACACACACACACACACACACACACACACACACACACACACACACACACACACACACACACACACACACACACACACACACACACACACACACUGGCCCUGUUGCCCAGGCCCUCAUUCAUCCCUGAACACCCCCAGAAGCAUGAGGUUGAGAGGCUGAGCUUUACAUCUGCCUGAGGCUACCACCUGAUCAAUGUCCUCCCUGCUCGAAAACUGCCCCCACACACAACCUAGGAACUGCCUCCUACCAUCUCACAACUCGUAUCAAGAGAUUGAAGGACAAAAUUAUUUAGGCUCAGUAGGACAUUUCUACUCAUUUUCUAUACCAUAUAUUUCAUCCUCAUCCAUGUCUCUCUGUGAUUGGCCCUUGUGAGGGAAAGCGGAUAGCUUUCUGUACUGUCUAUGAGUAAGAAACGGAAUGAGUUUAUUUUAUUUCCGAUCUGUGUGUGUUUUUCAUUUGGUUCUUUUCUUUCUGAUGUAGUGUAUCUGUCCAGACAUGGCUUUUGUGUUAUUUUCUGCAUUUUUCAUGGCUUUUACUGAGGUGUUUGAUUUUCUUAUGAAUGUGUAUGUUGAAUCUUAUGUUACCUACCCUCCUCCCUCUCCCUCUUGAUUCAUAACGUCUGUGAAUCAUCUUGUGUUCAUGGUUGCUUCGGUUUUUCUCUGGUUUCCAUAGUGUAAAUGUCAGUUGAGACGUCUCCCCCUGACGUUACCUGUCUCACUUUAUCCACCUCCCUCGCCGUCUUCUUCUCCAACAGAUAUAAGCUGUUUGUAACGUGUAAACAAUCACUGCUCAUACUUUAAAACCUCUCCCAGGCCUACAUACCGCUAGCCUGGGUAUCCGACUGUUUCUGCAUUAAGCAACGCUACGUUGUUGCCAUAGUGAGGCGACAACAUGUAGGAUAAAUCGGAGACAGACCCGGCCGCCAGGCUAUUAUGAUGUCAGCGUCAUCGUUCUCAUGUUCCUCUUAUAGCAGUGUUAUGUAUAACAAAGGUUUGUUUCUAGUUCCUUGUCACCAGAUCACUCUGUUGAACAGAACAAGUUCGGGAAGCUAAAGCAAUAAGGCAGUAUAAAGCUCUUGGUCUCCUCUCUACCAAGCCUACUGUCACAGACACGCAUGAAACUGCCCUCUUUAUUUUAGCACGUAACCAAUUUGUAAUUGCUUUUAUUAGUUGAUAUUAUGAUAUUUAUGUCUUUACAUAAAAUCAGGCAUGAUUCUAUUUGUUGUUCAAGCAUUCAAAUGUGAACAUUAUCAGCAUCUGUGCAGUAAGGCAAUAGUUUUUAUUGUGUUAUUUUUCUUUUCUCAGGCAUGACUUCUCUAUGUCAUGCUCUUGUCUACAGAGGUACGGUUGUCCAUAUUAGGACUGCCUCUCAGUCCUGCCGAGAUUGAAAGAAUUCCUGCUGAGAAUGAGGCUGUCCUAAUAUUACCACCGUACAGAUGCUCUCCCCAUGACCCAAUGAGAGAUGAAUGUAACAGAUGUACUACUGUAUAUAACAAAUUAACACAGUGUACGUUGGGCAAAUGAAUGGUGUUGCCUAUACAGUACUGUGGAAUAUACCCACAUCACUUUAUAUAUCUCUUUACUACAGACCAAAAGAUUACAGUAUAGAAAGUAUAUGUUAAUAUAUGAAAGUUUUUGUUGUUUUUACAAAGAUAUUCUUGUUUUUGUACAGUAUUUUUCUCCGUACAUAUAUCUCCUGUGUAUUUAAAAAAUGAACUAUGUAUAUUCAGAACUUGUUCACCUCUACCGAUGCUGUUUCUCAGAUACUUUGCAUGGGCAUUACUCAAGACAACCUUCCAUAUGAAAGUGACAGGCUGUUUUACAGACCAUAUGAAAGUGACAGGCUGUUUUACAGACCAUAUGAAAGUGACAGGCUGUUUUACAGACCAUAUGAAAGUGACAGGCUGUUUUACAGACCAUAUGAAAGUGACAGGCUGUUUUACAGACCAUGUGAAAGUGACAGGCUGUUUUACAGACCAUAUGAAAGUGACAGGCUGUUUUACAGACCAUAUGAAAGUGACAGGCUGUUUUACAGACCAUAUGAAAGUGACAGGCUGUUUUACAGACCAUAUGAAAGUGACAGGCUGUUUUACGGACCAUAUGAAAGUGACAGGCUGUUUUACAGACCAUAUGAAAGUGACAGGCUGUUUUACAGACCAUAUGAAAGUGACAGGCUGUUUUACGGACCAUAUGAAAGUGUAGUCAGUCUCACUCUUUAACCACUCACGCCCACCACAGACAAACUCAAAACGCUUUGCUGUUUUUGCUUUGAAAAGUUUUGUAUGUUUUGUUGUGUUGUUUCUUUGGUUUGCAGAAGCAGAAGCUCUGUAGUCUAAGAGGAAGAUUGAUAUUGGCAUCCCUUUUUAAACUCUUAUUUGUAUUGUAUGUAGUUUUGGUUUUAGAAGAAAUUCAAAUCCCAACAACAAGCGCUUAUGUUACGUCUCUUCUUAAUUUCUCCCUUUUGUGUGAUUAUUCCUACUUUCCUCUUGGUGUAGGGUUCACUAGACAGAGUACUUAUAUGCUGAUAUGUUAAAAUCUGUAUUUUUCCAAGUAUUCCUCCCUUGUCUUUUGUUUGUUUUUCAUGAUCAAAAUAAAACUGUUGAAAUCA